Molecule: messenger RNA, 1794 nt
Organism: Phanerochaete carnosa HHB-10118-sp
Lineage: Eukaryota; Fungi; Basidiomycota; Agaricomycetes; Polyporales; Phanerochaetaceae
Exons: 12
Coding region: 141-1583 (480 amino acids)
Molecular function (GO): glutamine synthetase activity
Source: RefSeq, a predicted model, not a curated record
CCGUCCUCCAGCGUCGAUAGGAGAUGGCUGCUCGUUCUCCUUCAACUUGCCUUCCUACCUUCUGCAACCGUCUUGAGACCGGAGACAGCGUCUCUCUUGAUAUUCUCUAACACCCGUUUCUUGACCGUCGCUAAACAGAAAUGGCAACAAAGUUUGCGCCGAACACCGUCGAGGAGCUCAAGGAGCUACUCAAGGACGACGCGAAAGUCAAGGUCGCAGUCGACGGUGUCCUGCGGGGCAAGUAUAUGUCUAAGGACAAGUUCCUCAGCGCGGUGACCGGUGGCGGUUUCGGGUUCUGCAGCGUUAUCUUCGGCUGGGACAUGCACGAUCUUGUGUAUCCGAAUGAACUCCUGAUCUCGAACCGCGCGAACGGCUACAAAGACCUCCUCGCGCAAAUCGACCUCGCGACAUACCGCCGCAUCCCCUGGGAGAAUAAUGCGCCAUUCUUUCUCGUGUCCUUCCUCGACCCUGAUACUAACGAGCCGAUCUGCGCGGACCCAAGGGGUGUGCUCAAGAAGGCUGUGGACCGCGCAGCAAGCAUGGGCUACCAGUGUUAUGCCGGAUGCGAGUAUGAGUACUUCCAAUUUCAAGAGACGCCGCAAAGCGUGGCGGACAAGAAGUUUACCAAUCUGCAGCCACUCACCUCCGGCAUGCACGGUUACUCUCUUCUUCGCACGCAGCUGAACAACACGUAUUUUAACGACCUCUUUGAUGAGACUGCCAAGUUCGAGGUCCCGCUGGAGGGACAUCACACCGAGACCGGUCCUGGCGUAUACGAGACUGCUCUUGCAUAUACUUCUGCCUUGCGUAUGGCCGACAAUGCACAACUCUUUAAGUUUGCGGCCAAGAGCAUCGGCAUGAAGCACGGGAUCAUGCCUAGCUUCAUGGCGAAGCCUUGGGGAAAUCUGCCUGGAUGUAGCGGGCAUAUCCACGUUUCUCUCCGAGAUGCGAACGGCAAGCCCAUCUUCGCUGUGUCUGAGUCCGACGCAAAAACUGGCAGGCAAGGUGCGGCGAAUCAGGAGACGAAGUUCAUAAGCCAGGAGGCCGAAUGGUUCCUGGCUGGCGUCCUUGACGGCCUCCCUGAUGUCAUGCCUACGCUUGUCCCGACAAUCAACGGAUACAAACGCCUCGUCGGCGGCGAAGCCUUUUGGGCGCCGAAUGCUGUGACGUACGGCUACGACUCGCGUGCCGCGUCCAUCCGCAUCAUCUCCCCGCCAUCGGCGCCGCCUUCAGCAACACGCCUCGAGAUUCGCGUGCCCGGUGCGGACAUGAGUCCGUAUUUCGCACUUUCUGCCAUCUUCUCACUGGGUUUGAGGGGAAUCGAGAAGAAGCUGAGCCUACCGGGCCCUCCGAUCAGCCAACUGAAACCCGAGGAUAAAGCGACGGGGAAAGUGCAGAUGCUGCCUGUCUCGCUUGAAGCUGCCACCGAACGUAUGAUGCGCAAGGACAGUGUGGCGCGCGAGGAGAGUGUCUUUGGAGACGAUUUUGUAGAUCACUUCGGUGGGACGAGACUGCACGAGGUCAAGCUGUGGAACGAGGCGGUGACGAACUGGGAAGUGGAGAGGUAUCUGGAGCUUGCCUAGGGCCAAGGGUGACGGCAGGAAUUUUGAAGAUCUGUACUUAUAGGACUGAGCUUGCGUUGAAGACUGCCCUGGUUAGGGAACAGUAAACCUCCGCCUCUGUGUGCUGAAUGCUACGACGGCUCUGUGAGCUCAACGGCAAGCUCUUCUGAGCAGUCGUAUCGCCCGACAGAAGGCCAUGUACACAAUGCGUGUACUUUUUAUCGUGUGCAGG